AAUAGUUCCGACCACCAACGAAGCACCGCAUUAUUUCCUAGGUGCACUCAAAAUAUUUUCUUGAAAGUGGCAAGCACCAACUUCAAUAACAAUUUCCUAUCAAACUCAUAUCUCUGCACUUGGUAAUCCAAUAAUGGGCAACACAUCCUCAAUGCUGACUCAGUACGACAUCGAAGAAGUUCAACAACACUGCAAUCACGCAUUCUCACAGCAAGAAAUAGUAUCACUGUAUAAAAGAUUCUGCCAAUUGGAUCGAAACGGAGUUGGGUUUGUCUCUGCUGAAGAGUUCCUCUCAGUACCUGAAUUCGCCGUCAAUCCACUUUCUCAGAGAUUGUUCAGAAUGAUAGACGGAUUAAAUUUCAAGGAAUUUGUGGCUUUCUUGUCUGUGUUCAGUCCUCAUGCCCCUUUGCACCACAAAAUAGAGUUUAUUUUCAAGGUUUAUGAUUCCAAUGGCAAUGGCAAAGUUGCUUUCAAUGACAUGGUGAAUGUGUUACAUGAUUUGACUGGACAUUUUAUCUCGGAACAGCAGAGGGAGCAAGUGCUUAUCUGUGUCCUUGAGGAAGCAGGCUAUACAAAGGAUUCUUUUUUAGUUUUGUCAGACUUUGUGAAGAUUCUUGGAAAUCCCGGUCUGAAGAUGGAAGUAGAGGUUCCUGUGGAUUAAUAAGUUAAGGAGAACAAUCUAUCUGCUCCGCCAGUCAGGCUGAAACGUGAAUGUCACUGGUUGAUUGUGGUAUUUCGCAUUCUACUUCUGUAUGUUAAGUCAAUGUCCAAUUGCAUAUUUAAGGUAACUGGUUUUGAAAAUUUUAAUAUAUGCUAUUGUGUUCCCUUCAUGUUAGAAUGUUGUCCAUGACACACAAUUUUAAUUCUCUGUGCUGAACAAAUUAGCAGUUAAGUGAGAAAACCGAUUGCAUUUUUCGGCUGACAGGACCUGUUGUAUAUGCCCAUGAUUUUCGAACUAUUCAUUUUUAACUGAUUGGCUAUUUGAUA
Mercurialis annua (annual mercury) is the source of this 987-nucleotide messenger RNA. RefSeq lists its product as uncharacterized. The transcript has 6 exons. The record is from RefSeq and is a predicted model, not a curated record. Gene Ontology annotation, molecular function: calcium ion binding. The coding region runs from base 134 to 661 and encodes 175 amino acids. NCBI's taxonomy places the organism in Eukaryota, Viridiplantae, Streptophyta, Magnoliopsida, Malpighiales, Euphorbiaceae.